Molecule: messenger RNA, 1539 nt
Organism: Zonotrichia leucophrys gambelii
Lineage: Eukaryota; Metazoa; Chordata; Aves; Passeriformes; Passerellidae
Gene: TRIAP1
Product: TP53 regulated inhibitor of apoptosis 1
Exons: 2
Coding region: 62-292 (76 amino acids)
Biological process (GO): phospholipid translocation
Cellular component (GO): mitochondrial intermembrane space; nucleus; cytosol
Molecular function (GO): phosphatidic acid transfer activity
Source: RefSeq, a predicted model, not a curated record
CGGAUGUGCGUCAGUGGCGGCGCGCCCGGCCCGGCCCGGCCCGUCCGGCGCGGCCGCCGCGAUGAACAGCGUGGGCGAGGCGUGCACCGAGCUGAAGCGCGAGUACGACCAGUGCUUCAACCGCUGGUUCGCAGAGAAGUUCCUCAAGGGCGACAGCGCCGGCGACCCCUGCGGGCAGCUCUUCAAGCGCUACCAGCUCUGCGUGCAGAAAGCAAUAAAAGAAAAGGACAUACCCAUUGAAGGCCUGGAGUUCAUGGGCCCAAGUAAAGGAAAAACUGAGAACUCCUCCUGAUGUUGGCAGUAUGGGUGGAGUCACCAACAGCAGCCUUUGGACUGAGCACCAGCACCAGGUGUGCCACAGGUGCCACCAGGAGAAGACCUUUGUUAACUGCUUUUUAGGAAGUGACAAAUGUUCUCUGCUUGUGAAAACAAACAGCUAAAAGAAAAAAAAAACUGGAUAAUGUGGUACCUGCUGCCUCCUUGCCAGUGAAACUUGGUGGUGGUUCAGCAUCUGACAGCUUAAAAAUCCAUGUGAGCUUCCUACUGAAUGUACUCUGCAGUGGGGAAUGCUCGUUGGAGUGGGCUGGGAUGGGUUCUCUGUGACUGAUUUCUCUUGCUUAUUUAUAUAACACUUGAAAGUGUUUAAAAAGAAUAUGAAGGGGGUUGAUGUACUUGUUAUCAUCUCUGUGCUUCUGAAUUUUGGUGAUGAAAUUAGUUUCAUGUAAUCCUGAAGGGCUUAAGCACUGUUUUGUGUCAGCUGCAGAGAUGGUUUAAGAGCACUAGUGGACCUGCAACAGCUUGGCUAAAAUAAAUACAACCAGGUUUAUUUUGUUCAAGUAGGUAACUGUGCAGUAGAGUCUGAUUGUGCCCCCUGGGAGGGAUGGAAGUGCCUGCUCAGCCCCUGAGGAGAAGACUUUUAAUGCAGAGGCUACUUCAGCCUUUCCUGAGGUACUAACACAUCCAUGAACUUGGAAUUCUCUCUCCUUUAGCAUUACACAUCUCUGUGGUUUGAUCCUCACACAGGGAUGGGGCAAAGCUUGCCCCUCUCCUUACAUCAACACAGGGGAAAAAGAUAUUAUGGACUGGGGACAAAAGAUAACUUCAUAAUUGUGGAAUUACAGUGAGGAAAAAAGAAAGCUUCACUCUCUGCUUUUAAUUACUACUAAUUAAUUAAAGAUUCUACUUAAAAAAAGCAAAACUGAAAAGGUGCAGUUCUCCAGCAUCAUAGCUGGCCUGUCUGCAGCACAGCCCCUCACAGAGCCCAGACCCUGAGUUCUUGUGCAGAGAAUCAGGAGCUGCUGGAGCCUGAGGCUGUUCCUGUGCCAGAGCCAGGUGAGCCACACUCCUGUUCUCAGGUGCAGAGAGCUCCUGCAGUGUCAGCACAGGGCUUAAAUACAGCACUGAAAAACCAGGCUGUUGGCAGAGUGCAGCAGGUCUGAGGGAAGGAUCUAUAAAUAGCAUUUGGGAGAUGGUUGACUCUGUAGCUUUUCUUUUUUAAGGAAUAACACACAAAACCAGUUUGCUUUUUUGUGAUCUUCA